Debaryomyces tyrocola is the source of this 468-nucleotide messenger RNA. NCBI's taxonomy places the organism in Eukaryota, Fungi, Ascomycota, Pichiomycetes, Serinales, Debaryomycetaceae. The record is from the annotation of a GenBank genome assembly.
AUGAAUCGCAGACAAGACAAGAGAGACAGCUUUAUUAAUGGUCACAAGAAAAGGAAGAGAGCCAGAGAUACAGGAUAUCCACCACUUAUCAGUAAAAGAGCUGAUAAUGCAUCCUCAUUAUUUGAAGAUGUAUCAUGUAUACUUAGUCCCGAAGUAACAAUUGGGCCAUAUUACGUUGAAGGUGAAUAUGUUAGAGAUGAUAUCACUGAAGACCAAGAUGGAGUUGAUCUUCUAUUAGAUGUCCAACUUAUUGACGUAAAUACUUGUGAGCCAGUUUCUAAAAGUUAUAUUGAUGUUUGGCAUUGUAACUCUACUGGUGUAUACUCUGGUUUUUCUGAAGAAGACACUCUUGGCUCUACUUUCCUUAGAGGUAUUUGGCCAACUGAUGACGACGGAAUAAUGCAAAUGAAAACAAAAUUUCCAGGUUGGUAUGUAAGCCGUGCCACUCAUAUUCAUAUCACAGCCUAA